This is a messenger RNA of Aureobasidium musti, 1794 nucleotides long. Lineage: Eukaryota; Fungi; Ascomycota; Dothideomycetes; Dothideales; Saccotheciaceae. The record is from the annotation of a GenBank genome assembly.
AUGUCUGGUAUUCAGAUCAACAACGAAGCUGCUGGUCAGUUCUCGAACUUGAGGCGUCGCACAUUCGGAAUCGAAUGCGAAUUCAUCGGCCUGACACCAAAGAACAUCUCUGAUCCCGAAGACGCCACAAAAUAUGCGUGUAAGAUGCUCCAANGAAAGGUUGAUCUUCCAUGCAAAAACAAGUGUGAGCAAGGCUCUCAUCAAUGGUACCUACCAGUACGCGACACAGUAGCCCAGGGUAAGGCUACCACUGGCUCAACAUUCUCCGCCUGGGAGGUCCAACACGACGUCAGCGUUUCUUUGGACGAUGACGAAUACGAGACAUAUUUGUCUGUGGCAGAUCGAACCGAUGUCGCUCAGGUCGAGCUGGUCUCACGUGUAUUGAACCUCGAUGAACCGACGCCAUGCCCACGCGGACAAGUGUAUCCCUGUACUGGAGAGCCUUUCGCCUGGGAGUGGAGAGACGAACUUCGAACUAUGUUUGAGGUAUUGCGUGCUGGUUUCAGCAGACCAGGAUAUCGCAUGCUGGUCAACAAGUCAACUGGAAUCCAUGUUCAUCUCGGCAAUGGAAGCUUUGGAUUUCCUGUCGAUACAGUAAAGAGUAUUCUUGGAGGGUUUGUCGCUUUCGAACGCUGUUUCGACUCUAUCAUGCCUGUGAGUCGUAUCUUAGGACGCUGGGAGCAGCCUCUCUACGGCAUGAAUCUGGAUGGAAUCACUUUUGUGCCUUCCGACCAUACUCAAGAUUUCACACACAUCUAUCUGGAGUCUGUGUCAGAGUCAAUGAGCUCGUAUAUGGACCGCUUGAUUGAGGACCAAUUGGCUGACAGUAGUCCUACUGACUGGGACCCCAACCAUAGCCCCUCAUAUAAGCCAGAUCUCGCCCCUGAGGAGAUGGAGAAAGAGGAUGAGGCAAGUCAGCAAGGUUUGUCUUGGGAUGCGGUGCAUACGGAGGGAUGGGAGAAAGUUCAGCCCUUACAGUGGCCAGAGGCAACGGCAGAUGAGCCGCCAGUAGAGCCAUGGGGUCAAUCACCCGACGACUCCUGGGGUAAGGCAGCAGACGAUACCUGGGCACAGCAAGCAACAAUUACAGGGUCACAGCAACAGAACGACGACGGUGCUUGGGAUACGCUAGUGUACCCAUCAAGGGUACCCAUCGAUCCCGCAAAGGCAGCACGAAUCAUACGCAAACUCCUGCUGAGCUACAAGAUCCCCACCUGGCUCAAGCAGAUCAAAGCCAUGGAAACACUCGACGACAUCAAGCAGGUAGGGGUACCCCAUAAAUCCGCCGUCAACUUCGAGCACCUCGACAUACCGCUGGCAGGUAUCACCAAAAAUACCAUCGAGGUACGUAUGCACGCAGGAAGCUUGUGCCCUGUCGAGAUAAUAUCCUGGAUCGAUCUCCUGGGGUCAUUGACCCAACACAUCGAAGCCAGAGGUAUGCAGAGUUGGUUCACGCACUGCAACGUCAUGUACGCGCAACCCAGAUACACACUCGUAGACCUAUGCCGCUGGAUAGGGUGUGCCAGUUCCACGAUCUCGCAUUACAAGGACGUCAUCUCGAGCCCCGACUAUGCUGAACGUCGACACAAAAGGUAUACAACAGGCGACUUCAACCCUGAAGACCAUUUAUACCCCUUAACCCUUAAUAUCGAGGAUAACCGCCUCAAGGCAUUUAGCCGCGACGCCAUCUCCCAACGCAUGCGCCAAAAACUGCAAUCAGGACGGUAUGGCCAAUUCCCCUUUCCUAUCUGCAAGCUUAUAUCCCUGAAGCAUCAUCUCAUACUCACGCAGUAG